Messenger RNA from Staurois parvus, 360 nucleotides. The record is from the annotation of a GenBank genome assembly. Lineage: Eukaryota; Metazoa; Chordata; Amphibia; Anura; Ranidae.
UGGGGCCCUCGGGCAAUAGGGGAUCAUGGGGCCCCUGUGUCCUUUCCCACACUCAAAAAAGCCUAUAAAAAAGGUACCAGGGGCAUUUCAUGGAGCCCCCUACUGACCCCGGGCCCUCAGGCAAAGUUGAGUGCACAUGCUCAGCGUCAUAUCCAGAGGUUGUCUUUGGGAAACAGACAAAUGCAGGGGCGGACUGACAACUCAUGGGGGCCCCCGGGCAGUAGGGGAUCAUGGGGCCCCUGUGUCCUUGCCCAAAUGCAAAAAAAAGCCAAUGAAAAAGGUACCAGGGGCAUCUCAUGGGGCCCCCUACUGACCCCGGGCCCUCGGACAGUGCCCGAGUUUCCAAAUGGUCUGUCCGCC